Molecule: messenger RNA, 1317 nt
Organism: Rhopalosiphum padi (bird cherry-oat aphid)
Lineage: Eukaryota; Metazoa; Arthropoda; Insecta; Hemiptera; Aphididae
Gene: red
Product: lysM and putative peptidoglycan-binding domain-containing protein 2
Exons: 4
Coding region: 426-1007 (193 amino acids)
Source: RefSeq, a predicted model, not a curated record
AUUUUAUUAAUGUAUGUAUAUAAUAUUGAUAAGAACUUGUGAUACUAUGAUAAGAUAAAAGACAUUUUAUGAUUUUUGUUAAUUUUUUUCAUUCGUACUGAAUGCCGAGACUGUCCACUGUCCAGUGUCGGGCAUUCGUUCAAUAAUCAUCUUAGAACGCAAAAAUAAAAAUCUUACAAACAGCAAAAACAUUUUUAGGUGUUUGAUGAGAGAAAUUUUCAUUAAGAAGUGAAGGUAUUGCGUUGACGCUGGCAACGAGACGUAACGAAACCGCGCUGUGUGAAAUUAUUUAAAUCGUACUCACACUUAUCGAAGGAGCUGUGUACUUUGUACAAUCAUUAUUCGCGCGGACGUGAAAAACGUUUUUGUCUUGUGAAAUCGCAUUAUGCAACAGCAAUCGUUUCAAUGGGCAUAACCAAAUACCAAUGGACGAAAGGGUAAGCAUCCGCGAUAACACGAAGCCUCUGAGGAAAUAUGGUAGCAUAAGUAAUAAUACCAACUUCAUCCGAAAUGAGCACUACAUCAAACAUGUUGUCACAGAGACGGAUACGUUGCAAGGGCUUGCACUUAAAUACAGCGUGACGACCGAGCAAAUACGAAAUGCCAACCGACUCUUCACGAAUGACAGUUUAUUCUUAAGGGAACAUCUGAAUAUACCUACUUGCGAUAUCAAAGCAAUUGGAACAAACAACUUUCAAAAUGACAAAGGGUCAAAAUCAUCUAACAUAUCACCGAUUGAAGAGCACAACAUUGAUGAUUGUAAUAAUUUCUUAAAUAAAAUAGAUCACAAAAUUGCUAGUGCAAGAGCUCAAGUUAUUGAUAGUCAAGACAGAAGUGUGUACUGUCCAGAAGAACAAGUAUUGUUUACACGACAACGACUAAGUCGUAGAAUACAGGGUCCCUCACUAAGUACAGAUGAUAUACCAAUAAUUGUGACCCAAAAUAAAAAGUUAAUGAAUUCACGGCAACGGCUUGAACAAGAGGAAGAAGAAAUGUUUACUCUGUGAUAAAUAGUAAUAUAAUGUACCUAGCCAAUAUUAUUUUUAACUACAACUAUUUCAUAGUAAUUAUCUUAAAACAAUUUUGAUUGAGAUGUUGACUUAUUAAUAUAAUCUAACUGAACUGUAACUUGUUUUUAAAAAACUAUUAAUUAUUAAUUUUCAAUCUAAGUAAGGUUGUGGUUAUGUUAUUUUUUAUGUUUAAAAGUACAUUUAUUUUUUUUGUCUAUAUUUGACGUAACCAAUGCUGUGUUUGGUUCCGUUUUAAUGUUGUAAUUUAAAAUAAUAUUUUUGAUCAAUAAAUUAUGUUCUCUGUUAA